AUGGCUGAAAACCUUGCCGCUGUGGAGUCCAACGUGGAGAACAUCGAUAUUCCUGAGUAUGACGAGAUUGUAUCAACAUUGUCAACGGAAGAACUGAUAUCAUUAAGUCACCAAAUGGACCAAGAGAUCGUCUCAAUGAAGCAAGAAAUCGUGAAAGGUGUGCAGCGUUCUCUGCAGUUAAACGAUAUGAUAACGAAAAACAAUGAAUUUAUCAAACGAAGCUCUAAGCUGCCGUAUCUUGUGGCGAACGUUAUGGAGGUGCUGGAUAUGGAUCCACUAGAGGACGAGAAGGAGCAAGUGGACGGAAUGGUGAUGCAGGAUUCCCAACGAAAGUGCAAAAGUGCGGUGAUUAAAACCUCCACGCGGCACAUCUGCUAUCUUCCUUUGGCUGGGCUCGUGGAUGCGGAUAAACUGACCCCGGGAGAUAUGGUUGCAGUGCAUCGGGACACUUACUUGAUGAUGGACGUCCUACCGAAGGAGCAUGAUCCGCGCGUACAGGCAAUGGAGGUGAUCGACCGUCCAACGGAGCAGUACACCGAUAUCGGUGGAUUGGACAACCAAAUCAAGGAGCUGAUCGAAGCGAUCGUGCUGCCGCUGACGCACUCGGAUAAAUUCGCACGUUUGGGCAUUCGGCCACCGAAAGGUGUGCUGAUGUAUGGACCGCCGGGCACGGGAAAAACAUUACUAGCGCGUGCCUGUGCUGCUCAAACACGUGCCACCUUCAUAAAGCUUGCCGGUCCACAGCUGGUACAGAAGUUUAUCGGUGAUGGUGCCAAGCUGGUACGGGAUGCAUUUGCGCUGGCGAAGGAAAAAUCACCGACCAUCAUCUUUAUCGAUGAGCUGGAUGCGAUCGGUACGAAGCGUUUCGAUUCGACCAGAUCGGGCGAUCGGGAGGUACAGCGCACAAUGCUUGAGCUGCUGAAUCAGCUGGAUGGGUUCGGGUCGACGGACAACAUCAAGGUGAUCGGAGCGACCAACCGGAUCGACAUCCUCGAUCCGGCCCUGCUACGUUCUGGUCGUAUUGAUAGGAAAAUUGAGUUUCCACACCCGACCGAUGAAGCACGGGCACGCAUCAUGCAGAUCCAUUCGCGCCGGAUGAACCUCAGUGCCGAUGUAAACUUUGAGGAGCUUGCCCGUUGCACGGACAACUUUAACGGAGCUCAGUGUAAGGCGGUUUGCGUGGAAGCCGGCAUGAUUGCGAUUAGUCGGUCGGCAGUCGAAGUUCGGCACGAGGACUUUAUGGAGGCGAUCAUUGAAGUGCAAGCGAAGAAGAAAGUGAACUUGAAUUAUUUCACAUAGACCAUGACGAUUGUUUUAUUUUACGCCGUUUUGUUAAAUGCUUACCAGUUUGGUUUAUUAGAAACGAAAAAUAAUUGAUGUUCUGAAGUAAGGUAUGUUCUCGUUCCUUGGACGCUAAUGUGCGGUCACUUAUUAGGUUUUAUAGGAGAGAUUAUUUUCUUUUUGUCAUGUGUUACAAUUAUGCGAUUAUUGCACCAGAACUUUUUAAGCAUUCAAAGGAGAAUUCGAAACAAAUAAUUUGUAAUGGAAAAAAGUCGUGAAAUCAGGGAAAGGAUAGCGAAUGUUA
Messenger RNA from Anopheles funestus (African malaria mosquito), 1585 nucleotides. RefSeq names its product 26S proteasome regulatory subunit 6A-B-like. Gene Ontology annotation, molecular function: proteasome-activating activity; ATP hydrolysis activity; ATP binding. Gene Ontology annotation, biological process: proteasome-mediated ubiquitin-dependent protein catabolic process. NCBI's taxonomy places the organism in Eukaryota, Metazoa, Arthropoda, Insecta, Diptera, Culicidae. The record is from RefSeq and is a predicted model, not a curated record. The coding region runs from base 1 to 1299 and encodes 432 amino acids. The transcript has a single exon. Gene Ontology annotation, cellular component: proteasome regulatory particle, base subcomplex.